CUGGCCACGACGUAUACAAUCGCCUCGCACGUCUUCUUCAUUGCCAUGCAACCUCCAGAAUGAAUAAAGUACACAGCCUCACUUACCAUAGGAAUGCAUGAAUCUAGUCGGUGGUGUUAGCCUAUCGCCUACUGCAACGUUCGCUGGCAACCCGAUGACUCCGCAAGCUGCAUGCAAGCCGUACGGUAGAUCAGCCGAUUCCCCAACACGUUAGCUAUGUACUCACAAGUACCAACCACGAGUCUUUCUGCGAGGCAGAAUCUGCGCAGGGCAGUGCUGGCUUCGCUGCUACGUGGUCUGUGGCUGUUCGCUCCAAGAUGCAUACACUGAGAAGAAUCUUGAGGCGCGCAAGAGCGAUUAAUAGGACGAGAGGAUGGCCUGCGGUUACGCGAAGGUACACGUCGGAUUUCACAGCUCACGAUGAAGUUCUUCUCCAGACAGCAAAAGCUGUCGUACGCCCGGAACGGGCCAAAUUCCCCUACUUCGUCACAAAUCGCAAUACCUCCAAGAUCUUCCCAUACACCUCCACCGUCCGAGAUCGCUCGUCUCCCCAGACCUGAACCGAUACCGCAAGCCCCUCGGGAGCCACAGAUAAUCCAGGACCGAUACAUAGACGGAGACAAACUCCUAGCGAUGUGUCAGAAGCGAUAUGGAAUAGAGAAUUGUCGCCUGAAGUACAAGAACGAGCGAUACUACCUCCAAGCGCCAGAAUUGAUCGGCGAGGACAUCCUGCAGCAAUGCGAGACAUAUUCUAAAUCAUGAUCGCACAGUGCCUGUGCGUUGAGUAGGAGUUGAGGCGGCUACAGUAGUACUUGGCGGGAGCAUUUUACAUGGAGUUAUUAGCAUUGCAUAUCCGUUUGGUGUCCAAACCACUCUUUCUCCUGAAUGAAAUACCCAUUCCUGC
Molecule: messenger RNA, 904 nt
Organism: Paraphaeosphaeria sporulosa
Lineage: Eukaryota; Fungi; Ascomycota; Dothideomycetes; Pleosporales; Didymosphaeriaceae
Exons: 2
Coding region: 421-762 (113 amino acids)
Source: RefSeq, a predicted model, not a curated record